Molecule: messenger RNA, 414 nt
Organism: Colletotrichum paranaense
Lineage: Eukaryota; Fungi; Ascomycota; Sordariomycetes; Glomerellales; Glomerellaceae
Exons: 1
Source: RefSeq, a predicted model, not a curated record
CGCCGACCCAAGGGAUCCUCCUCGGGAAACCAAAACGUCGACCCGCCGGCGGGCCAUCCUCCUCCAUUCGACAAGGGCAACCCGCGCAGCGAACCGCCGGGGUGGGUGCGCUGGUGGGUGGGCUUGACGGACGAUGCGAUUGACAAGGUGGAUGAGUCAAUCAAGUCUCGACGAACCAACUCCACAUCGCCUCUUCCAGCGAAGCAUUGGCUGCAACAGAACACCAUGCCAAAGUACGGAUACCUAAAGUAUCUCGUGGUCUCGCCCUCUCUACGGAUACUUGUCCCCAUCCACGCGACUGGAAUGUACAGCUACCAACACGGACAAAUGACCCCCAAACACCACACCAACGACCUAGUUUUCUUAUCACUUAUCGAUUCACCUCCCACGGCGAUACCUGCACCUCAGUUGUGA